AUGAUUCUGCUUUGGCAUAACAAGGCAUGUGAUAUACUCUCAGUGCUGGUAUCAGCGCAGACCAUGGACGGAGUGUCGCUAUGUACUGGAUUUUAUAAUGUUGUCGUGGAGUUUAUCAAAUUGGGCACGAAUAUCUUGCUACGACACAAACACAAAGCAUUUGUCAUCUUCAAAGCACUUGAAGCUUUGUGUGUAGGUGAGACAUUGGUAACACUUGAAGGACCCAUGAAUGGCGGAUUCCUGCGCACGUUAUGCGAAGACCUUGCCGCAGACGCCAAUUUUGACUACUACAGCUCUGACUUGCGCGCACUGAUGCUGGGUAUUUCUACUCCAGAACGUCAUGAAAUUUCGUGUCUAAGUAAGAUAUUUGGCCACCCUUAUGUUGAUAUGGAGCAAGGAUCGAUUAAACUAUUUGAGAAGACCACUGAACAAUAUCAGGUUGACCUUAAUCAUGUGAACAUCGUGACGUGUUUUGUAAAGGAAAAUUUUAUUCGCAACUAUAUUCUAAGACACGGCGUUUGGCCACCAGUUACUUUUGAAAUGAUGCACGCUAAUCAUCCGUUGCGUAAAGCACAAGAAUCUAACAGACAGCCCUCUGAUCCAGUCAUACAAAAGCACUAUGGCAUCGUCGAUAUCGAAGACUAUACACGAGUUCACUUGCAGAAGUGUUUAGAAUUUGACCCGUUGGAAAAUGUACUACCCACCUCAAAGACAGAACUAUAUCAGUACUCCGCUCAAAGGUGUUCAGGACAUAUCUCCAGCAGCAAAAUGCAGACCGGGUAG
Cooperia oncophora is the source of this 783-nucleotide messenger RNA. The record is from the annotation of a GenBank genome assembly. Lineage: Eukaryota; Metazoa; Nematoda; Chromadorea; Rhabditida; Trichostrongylidae.